UUGGAUUUUACUAUUUGUUAUACCUAGCGGACACCUCAUUGUUGCAUCUCAAACACUUUGUUCAGAAAGCAGUCUUGGAGAACACCUCUGAUGGGUGAAGACACUCCUCUCCCAACAAGCAUUAAAACGCUUAUUUUUGCAAAGAAAUUAUUUUACUGCUAAGGACCUUGUGUAGCUUUAACAAGGUUCUAACAGCGACCCAGUCACCAAUAGAUGGCUUUGAUGUUUUGGGUUGAAUGGCGCAGGCUUCUAACCCUAAACCCAAUGUUUAAAUCAGCUCAUAGAUCUUCACUUUUUUAGUUAGUGGGCUAAUCAGUCCUUAUUGAAAUGGGCUUCGAGUUUCGAUUAUAGUCUCGGGGGAGAAGAAACGAAGAACACCAUAAAUGGUUUUUUUUUUCCUUUUUCUUUUUGAAAACCAGAACUGAAUUUGGGGAGAUUUUGGACUUCAAUUCGUGUUUCAAGAGCUGCUGCAAUUACCUGAUCAAAGCAAUAUGUUAGCUUGGUCGAAAUCUAUUGGUCGCUGUACAGUUUCCUUUAUCUCCGUUCUGCUUACUCAGUUGGCUCUGUUUUUGGUUCCUCUCUUCUUCUCAGCUUCUCCGAUCCUCAUUCAACUCACACUUUCAGCUUUAGUUUUGGUUGUAGUUCUGGGAUUUGGAGGGUGGUGUAAACGGCUUCUUGGAUUCAAUGCAUCUGCUCCAGCUUUUGUUUUCUGCAGUAUAUUUUUUAUCUGGGGUGUUCAUAUUGCUAUUGUUCGACAAGCGAUUUCACCUGUUAUGGACGUCCUGUUCAAUGUAGAGAUGAUCAUGCUCAUCAUUGGUCUUUUUAGGAUUAUGCUGAAGGAUCCUGGUUUUGUGGUUAGUGAGUCCUUUUCGUUGGGCAAACUCAAUGACAAUUCUGUUCUUGGUGUUCAAGCUCACAAUGAGAGUUCUCUUUUGCAAAUGAGAGCAAGAUACUGUAAGAGCUGCCAGACAUAUGUACAGGGCUUUGACCACCACUGCCCUGCUUUUGGAAACUGUAUUGGUCAGAAGAAUUAUGUCCUCUUUAUGGUACUUCUGGUUGGAUUUAUUACUGCUGAAAUUUCUUACAUUGUUUGCUCAUCGCAGUUUACUUCAAAGUUUCGAGUUUUGGAAGAAAAUAGAGUGGAGAGCGGUUCCAUUUUAGUAAUGGCUAGAAGCACAUUGCUAUUUUGUCUUCUUCAAGUGCUAUGGCAGGGACCAUUUUUGAUAUGGCAUGUCUACUGCAUAUGUUUCAAUAUCAGAACCGAAGAGUGGGUAAACUGGAAGAAUUAUCCUGAGUUCCAACUUAAUGCCUCAUCUUUAUCAGGAGAGAAUUAUCAAGAGACAAGUUUUAAAAAUCCGCACAAUAAAGGAAUCCUGCAAAAUGUCAAGGAGUUCUUAACAUUGAAAUGAUGGAAGUGUUACUGCCUGUCUUGCUCUUGGUGCCUUCCCAAGUUGUUCUGUAUCUUCAUUCUUAGCUGCAGUUUUCGUUGGGGACAGGCCUCGCUUCUCAAACAGGGGUGCAAAGUUUCAAUAUUUGGUUUUGCAGGACAUGCCUUUAGAAGGUCAUCAUUAGUGUGCGACAUAUUUGGUGCAUUUCAGGUACGCGACCUGUAUAUUGUGGUUAGAUAUUAUCUCUAAUUUUGGCCAUUGAUUGGGAAAAAGUUGAACUGGCAAUGCUAACGGCCAACCCAGAAAAUAUUUCCAAAUUAAGGUAGCAUAGAGAAAAUUAUUACAGUUAAUUACUGUGAGAUAGAAUAGUUAUCAAAGAAGAAGAAUCAUGGAUUUUAUAAUUAAUAAGGCAGAAACUUAGAUUACUAUUGCCCUUAUGUCAUUUUUUUUGGUUUUAUGAGAGAGAAAUGGGUGAAGGUUAGUUGCCUGCUAUAGCUAUGGUAUUGCCGGUUAUUGUCAAUAGCCAUAAUAGCCUUUUAAGAUCAAGCCUGCAAUAGCCUUGUUGGAUAUGGCUUGUUGUUGUUGGAUAUGGUGAUAGGGUUCUCCCUUUUUGAUAAUUUCAAAUGUUCAUCAAAUUUCAUAGUAGGAAGUAACAUGAUUAUUGCUGAUCUGUUGCCCUAAUCUUUUAACAUACUAUGGUCUAUUUGGUUGGUAUUUCUUUCUCCCUCCCCUUAAUUAGUAGCUCAACCUUUUGUCCAUUAACAACUAAGAUUACCACCGCAAUGUGUAAUGAACGUAAAUGAGUUGCGAAUAUGAAUAUAUGGACCGUUGAAUAUACAUACUUGGGGUACAUCGAUCCAACUAAAGGAAUAAGCUUGGUCAAUGUUCAUGGCUGCCAUUUUGAUCACAUAAAACAAUUCAGAAACUGAAGCAUUAUCCUUGAGGUAUCAUGUUGGGGCUCACAUAGAUUGACUAAUCUGUUAUCUGUAUAUUUUGUAGACGAUGGAUUUUGUCUAGCACUAAAUUAGAACAUUUGCCUACAAGUUCAAUCAUUUGUUGAUUUUAAACUCUGAAUUAUUGUUGAUUUAGACUAGACUAUUCGACUUUGUGAAAUUGAAUUUUGGACUUUUGAAACUUGAUUGGAAUUUGGGCUAAUUUGCUAAAAAAAAAUUAAAUUAGUUUGGUGGAUUUGUCACCAUUUAAGUUUUUUAUAGAUCAUUUACUAUCAUUUUGUCCAACAUCAAGACUACAAUAUUCUGGUAAAUUUGACAUGCAUCAUUCAUUUAAAUCGUCUUCCUUUUCCUUCUAAACUUUCUCAAAUCACUCUCUGACAUCAGGUUUCAACUUUGUCUUACUCUAACAUCUCCUCUCCAGUAUAAAUAAGUAAUUUUAUGAUGCUUAUUCACUAAGGUCUGAGAAAACGGGUGCAUGCAAAAAAAAAAAAAAAAAAGGGAAGAAAGAAAAGAAAAAGGAAUUAAACAGCAAAAGGUAAGAAAUGUAACUUCUGUUUACUUAGUUCAAUGAUAAUUAACAGAUAGAGGUUCGAUAAGGCUCUAUGUGGAUAGGAUUAUGCGAUUCACUAUAUGUGGUUUAAGGUUUAAACAGGUAUUCAAAUUGUUCUUAUUGUUGCCUAUUAUGGAUAAUAAGGAUCAUCAAUCUUCAUCCUGUGGAGUACGCCCAAAGACCAAGACCAAGAUCAGACCAAUCAUACAAUGAUUGUAAUAAUAUACUUGUUCAUCUAAUUUAUUAAUAAAUAUAUUGUCAUUAUUGUUUUCUAUACUUGUAUUAAAAUAAAUUGGAUAAAAAUAAAGACUUAAGAAUGAUAUGAUCAUUCUCAUUCUUAGGUGUCCUUUGUAAGUAAUAUUGCAGAGUUAGACAACAAUAAUCAAUUGAGAUUAAUAUGUGUUUGAUUAAUGGCAAGCAUUGUUAUAAAUAUGUUGUAUCAAAUCAAUGCAUGAAUAUAUGUUAGAGAAUAAUAUAUAAAACUAACCCACCAUGAGAAUGCUUUUUGGAUUAUUAUGUAAUAGUCAUUGCAUUUCUCAAAUUGGUAAUUCUAUGUAUGAUCCUUACACUUGAUAUCUUUAUUGUCUCAACAUCGUAAGUCGUAUGUUUUGACACAAGAUGGUUGUACUACAAAUAUUGAUGUUAAGUAUACUACAAUCUGUGUAGUGGAAUGUAAGUGAUCAAAUGAAUGAUCAUGCUCAAAUGAGUUGAUAUGAGAUAUCACUUACUUUUUUGAGGUUUGUUUUUUGCCCCCUCUGGGAAUGAUCCUUAUUUAUUUAUAAGAUUGAUGUGACAUACUAGGGAGGUAAUUAGGUGACUAUGGAAAAUUUGUUAACUGUAAGGAAUGUUUUUUGAUAUUGUCCUUUGGGACAGAGCCCUAAUUGAUAUUGGGCAAUCGAUAUUAGAAACAGGGCGAACCCAGAUAAUGUGUUACCCUUGGAGCUCGCAUGACCUCAUGGUGCUAUUUAUGAUUUGGGGUUGAUUCUAUUAGGAGAAAAGUAGGAGUAUAAAUUUUUUUUUGUAUUCUUAUUGUAAGUUGCGGCCUCGCAAAUGGUAUUUCCUAUCUCUCAGUGAUCAGGAAGGUUCUGCGAGCUCUAAUGUGAUUACUAAUGAUGUUGAUAGUAACCUUGUUACUGAUACAGGCAUUGCUUCUACGAGCUCAUCGGAAGACAUUGACUCUCUUAUGCAAGAUCUGCGAGGAAGAAAUGAUUCUGCUACUCCUCGCGAGGAUGGUGAUGCAGCUAAAAAGAAGCAGAUGGUGGUUGAAAGUCUUGAGUGUAGAAGAUAGAAGUGAUGAUGAAAUGAGACUAAGGGAAGCUCGCUGCUAAAAGGGAAGGAUAAUGCGACACAAGGACAAAAAGAAAUCGGGCAUCCUCUUGUUCCUUCUGUCCCUGUUCCAAGUUCCUUGCAGGGGCAACUAGUUGCUAGGUCCACCUUAAGUUCAGUUCGCAGUGUGUAACGUAUUGCUCAUGGUUGUUCGUCAAAAUUUAAGUCCUCUGAUGGCGAAGUGAAUACCUUUUUUGUUUGGCGUGAUCAGCUUAAUGUGGAAUGUUACCCUUUUUCUCCCAAUGAAGUAAUGUGGAAGUGGGAAGAA
Molecule: messenger RNA, 4485 nt
Organism: Gossypium arboreum
Lineage: Eukaryota; Viridiplantae; Streptophyta; Magnoliopsida; Malvales; Malvaceae
Exons: 11
Coding region: 492-1409 (305 amino acids)
Biological process (GO): protein targeting to membrane; peptidyl-L-cysteine S-palmitoylation
Cellular component (GO): Golgi apparatus; endoplasmic reticulum
Molecular function (GO): protein-cysteine S-palmitoyltransferase activity
Source: RefSeq, a predicted model, not a curated record